This is a messenger RNA of Macadamia integrifolia, 772 nucleotides long. RefSeq names its product elicitor-responsive protein 1-like. Lineage: Eukaryota; Viridiplantae; Streptophyta; Magnoliopsida; Proteales; Proteaceae. The record is from RefSeq and is a predicted model, not a curated record. The transcript is spliced from 5 exons. The coding region runs from base 167 to 643 and encodes 158 amino acids.
GCGCCAUCGAUAGAGAACGUCCGAUCUGUGAUUAUUUAUAUAAACAGCGGAAUACCGUGUGGGGAGUUGGUUCUCCUCUCCCUUUCUUCUUUGUCCGUCCGUUCGUCCGUCAUCGUCGCCUGUCUGUGUGAAGACAAAGAGAGAGAGAAGACGGAGACAUAGAAAGAUGGCCAGUGGCAUAUUGGAGGUGCUGCUAGUGGAUGCUCGAGGCUUGGAAGAAUCCGAUUUCUUUGGUAGAUCGGAUCCGUAUAUGUUGAUUGAGUAUAAAAGCCAAGAACGCAAGAGCAGCGUCCGUCAAGGAGAAGGUAGAAACCCAGUCUGGAAUGAGAGAUUCAGUUUUCGAGUGCAGUACCGUGGGGCAGAUGAUGACCAACACAAGCUCUUCCUCAGAAUCAUGGACAAGGACACCUUCUCCGCCGAUGAUUUUAUUGGAGAAGCCACGAUCUACUUGAAUGAUCUAUUUGAAAUGGGAGUGGAAAAUGGAGUGGCUGAGUUAAAUCCUUGCAAGUAUAAUGUCAUCAAGACUGACCAAACUUACUGUGGAGAGAUUCGAGUUGGCCUCACUUUCACCCCAUCGGCUGAAAUGGAAAUGGAGCUGAAUGAAGAAGAAGAGUUAGGAGGAUGGAAGCAAAGUUACUUCUGAAUGCCCUUUUUAUGAAUAAUACAUAUGGUCAAUGUAAUUCUCAUUUAAACAAUUUAAUUUUCUUUGGGACUUAAUAAUUCACUAGAAUUCUGCUACCAUGAUCAAAUGGAAGGUGAAAUCUUCAUUAAA